AUAAAUGUGCAACUUGCCGUUUACGAUAAACUACAAGAAAAGAUUGCUAAGAAAUCACUUUAAAUAUAGAGCAUACAAUCUUCGUUGUAGUCCAACCUGUAUUUUGACUAAUGUUGUUACGUUAACAACUGUGGAUUGGCACUUUGUUUAUGAAUUAAAACAAAGCUUGUGCAGCAUGUGAUCACAAGAAAACGCAUUUUAUUUACAACAACGUAUCAAAUGGCAGCGGUACAGGGAGAAAUGCAAGAGACGUCUGUCACCAAAUUCAGUUUUUUACACGCGCUAGUCGCAGGUGGUGUAGCUGGCGUUGUGGUGGAUAUUGCAUUGUUUCCCAUAGACACUGUCAAGACUCGACUGCAGAGCGAAUUAGGAUUCUGGCGCGCUGGCGGAUUUCGAGGCAUUUACAAGGGUCUGGCACCUGCAGCAGCCGGCAGCGCCCCUACUGCGGCCUUAUUCUUUUGCGCCUAUGAAUGCGGCAAGCAGCUUUUUAGUACUAUAAGCAAUACCAAAGAUUCACCCUAUGUGCAUAUGGCAGCCGCGUCCACUGCGGAAGUGCUCGCUUGCCUCAUACGCGUACCUGUAGAAAUUGCUAAGCAACGUUCGCAAACUCUCUCGGGACACAAGCAGCAAAGCGGUCUACAGAUUCUACUGCGUGCCUAUCGCACUGAGGGCCUGCGUCGUGGACUCUAUCGCGGCUUUGGCUCAACAAUCAUGCGGGAGAUACCUUUUAGCCUAAUACAGUUUCCCCUGUGGGAGUAUUUUAAAUUGCAAUGGACGCCGAUGACUGGAUACGAGUCCACACCGCUGUCUGUGGCACUGUGUGGUGCCGUGGCAGGCGGCAUUUCUGCAGGUCUAACCACACCAUUAGAUGUGGUGAAAACGCGCAUUAUGCUGGCGGAGCGGGAGAGCCUCAAUAGACGUCGCAAUGCGCAAAGCAUACUCUAUGGCAUCUACAAGGAACGUGGCUUUAGUGGCUUGUUUGCGGGCUUUGUGCCGCGCGUGCUUUGGAUCACACUGGGCGGUGCAUUCUUCUUUGGUUUUUACGAUCUAACAACGCGCCUCUUGGGCGCCACACGCAACCAUAAUUAGGAUAAUUCACAUUAGUAAACAUCGACCGAUCUUGUACCUCAAAGGCGCAUCAACACCAAAUCAAAGUAGACAAUAAAGCAAAAGUUUUCUUUUGUAAUAUUAAAUAUGGAGUAGAUU
This is a messenger RNA of Drosophila busckii, 1206 nucleotides long. Its product is annotated as S-adenosylmethionine mitochondrial carrier protein homolog. Gene Ontology annotation, cellular component: mitochondrial inner membrane. Gene Ontology annotation, molecular function: S-adenosyl-L-methionine transmembrane transporter activity. Lineage: Eukaryota; Metazoa; Arthropoda; Insecta; Diptera; Drosophilidae. Bases 220 to 1089 code for a protein of 289 amino acids. The record is from RefSeq and is a predicted model, not a curated record. The transcript is spliced from 4 exons. Gene Ontology annotation, biological process: transmembrane transport.